AUGGAACGGACUAAAGGAUGGAAGUUGAUACAGAAGUGUGUGCCGCGCAUCAUCGAGUACGGGCGGUCCGAGGGUAUUUUGCAAGUCAGGGAGAACAAAGUAGGUUUUUUUGUUGGAUAUGAAUCAAUGAAUAUGUUAUUCUUAAAAGUUAAAUAUUGUAAACUUGGUUUUUUAAAAGUAAAAACAGAAAAACGAAACUAAGUCAUAUUUUUGUUUUGGUUGCCAUAAUCAUGUAUUAUUUUUGCUAUAUUAUUCGUAUGGGCUUUUACGUCAAGAACAAUUACGCUCUUAGACUGCGUUUCACAUAACUGGUAUUGUGCUCGCGGCUCAAGAAGAAGCUCACCAACAUGCCAAGGAUAACAAGAACGGCGACAAGGUCAACCUUCCCACAAAUGACAUUACGAUAAUGCAUGAAGCCAUUCCUUUCUUACCUGUCCCUGUCGCCUUGACCUGUCUGUUCCUGAACAUUUGCCUUCCCGGAAUGGGUACUAUCAUGAGUGGAUUAAGUGCCCUGUGUAUGGGACAGCCGAGGAUUAACUUCAAGGAAGGGCGCAAGCUUAUGACAUUGAUAAUCAACUUUAUGGUGGGGGUCAGCCAGUUCUUCACGAUAACUUUCUUGUUCGUGGGCUGGUUUUGGUCGAUUGCCUGGGGCGGUCUCAUCAUAAUACAUUCGAGUAAGUGUAAUUCUAUUACUUUUCUUUGUUCUCUCAGAAAUGGCUUUCAAAAUUUAUUUUUGAUAUUUUUUCUUAUUUACAACUGAGAAAGAGUAAUACACAGUACGUUUUGUCUACAAACGUAGAAUUGGCAUGAAAGUUGUUUUAUUAUGCUUUAUUUACGUUUCACAUUGUCCUAAUGUAAUUUUAUGAUAAAGGUAAGUUUUAGUGCAAUAUCGCGAAGCAUUGCAACAGCGACGUCAAGAAGCCGUUGCGACUGCCGCCAUCGAAGCCCUGACCAAAGAUUCUAUUUUACAUCGACGAGAUGUCAAAACUCUUGUAAAACAACACAAAGACAAAGUGCACGGGAAGUAA
Messenger RNA from Bursaphelenchus okinawaensis, 1028 nucleotides. NCBI's taxonomy places the organism in Eukaryota, Metazoa, Nematoda, Chromadorea, Rhabditida, Aphelenchoididae. The record is from the annotation of a GenBank genome assembly.